AUGGCACCAUUUACCCUUCCAAAAUACAAGGGCUCGACGGUGGACGUGUCAAUAAUUCACGCAGGGCAAACAUCCGUACCAACAGCCUAUGUUUUCAAAACCACCAUUCUAGGCCAUGACAUCCUCAAUAUACCGUGCUACAGCUUCUUGAUCGAAAACAGGAAUAACAAUGAAAAGGUUCUUUUUGACCUCGGACUGAGAAAAGAUUGGAAAGAAAAGCUGCCACCAACGAUCCUCAACCAGAUCGAAUCGUCCAAGGCGGUCCUGGAAAUUGAACAUGAUGUUGCCGAUCAGCUUCGCGCAGAUGGUAUCCCGUUGGAAUCCAUCAGCGCCAUCAUCUGGUCCCAUCAUCAUAUAGAUCACACCGGUGAUCCAUCUUGUUUUCCUCCGUCCACGAAGCUAGUUGUGGGACCUGGUUUCAAGUCCCACUCUAGAACGUUCCCCGGCUAUCCUUCGAAUGCCGACUCUCUGGUCACUGAUGAUGCCUUUAUUGGACGGGACCUGGUGGAGCUCGACUUUACUGAUUCCAUUGAGAUUGGAGGCUUCCUCGCCAUCGACUUCUUUGAAGACGGCAGCCUGUAUCUGCUGAGGUCGAACGGACAUACCGACGACCACAUCAGUGCCCUGGCGCGUACCUCCGAGAAUCGCUUCGUCUUUCUGGGUGGGGACAUCGCUCAUCAUCCGGGAGAGUUCCGCCCAACCAAGCAGCUCCCACUUCCGAGUGAGAUUAGUCUAUGGAAAGUGGGCCAACAGUCGGCCGAAGCGGUAUCCGUGUGUCCUGCCUCUGUCUUUGAAGCGAUAUCCCCUGCGAAGGGUAGGGGCCUAGAUGCAAAAGUCACCCCUUUCUACGAGCUAAAUGCUGCGAUGAACGAAAGUCUGGGAGAUGCAGAGGCUGCUCUUGAGAAAAUGAUGACAUUCGAUGCAACAAGCGAAGUUUUGGUUAUUAUUGCGCAUGAUGCAAGCCUCGGGGAUAUCCUGCCGUUCUUCCCCAAACGCAUGACUGACUGGCACAUGGAAGGGUACAAAGCCAGCGGGGCUUGGAGAUUUCUGAGGGAUAUUGCGGUUGUUAUCAAUGGAAGCACAAAAUAG
Molecule: messenger RNA, 1089 nt
Organism: Aspergillus welwitschiae
Lineage: Eukaryota; Fungi; Ascomycota; Eurotiomycetes; Eurotiales; Aspergillaceae
Product: MBL fold metallo-hydrolase
Exons: 3
Coding region: 1-1089 (362 amino acids)
Source: RefSeq, a predicted model, not a curated record